AUGGUGAGGCCUGUGGCAGCCUCCUUGGACAGCAACGAGACAAACGGCCACCUGGCAUCCCCCCUGGUGUGGAGCGGUCCCAUGGCCCAAGCUUUGGGGUUGCUCGGAGGAGCUGUGGCACACAGCAGCGGCACCAGCAUCGGUAGCAGUGUGGGCGGGUUAGUCGGCGGGAAAGUCGAUGAGAUCGCUGUGGGCAACGGGGGCGGCGGCCAUCGCUGGAUUGCGUCGUUGUCGAGAGAGAAGCGGACGAGGGAAGCGGCGUGCUUUCGGCUUAAGGAUGCCGCCUCCCGGGUGGUUAGCGUCAUCGGCAGUAUCGUGGAAGGGCUGCAAAAGCAAAAGACAUACGAGAUUGCCGUGAUGCUCCUUCGACUGAUGGUGCGAUCUGACCAGGGCCUGGCUGGAUCAGACUACCGCGAGGCGGCGCCCGACUUGGUGUGGGCGGCAGACUGGGUCACCAGCAAGCACAGGGGCUACGCGUACACAAGGUUGGCCAUCAACCUCAAGCACCUCAAGAAGCCCGGGCGCCGCCAGCUGGAGACCGUCAUGGAAGCCUGCGACGACGACGGAGUGCAGGGGGGGGACCGGGUGGAGCUCCGAGAAAGAUACGAUUUUCUCCACAAGAAGUUCGGUAGGUUCACCCCGUCCAUCAACGACAAGAACGUGGUGUGUUUGGUGAAGAAGAAGGAUGGGACAACCUGCAACCACCUCAUGAAGUGGACUCCAUCAGAAAGCAACAAGCAGCGGGGGACGGGAACAUCUUGGUUGUCCAAGCACAUCGCGAAAGCUCAUCCCGCCACGGCCAAGACAAGACGAGAUGAAGGCACGCCGGCGGACAGGAAAGAGCCUAUUCGAGCGGCGAUCGUUCAUGGAAGGUUCAUCGACAGGUUCAUCAUCAGCAAGCGCGUCGAGCUCAUCGUCGCCGGUGACAUGGUGCCGAAGAUGGACAAGAAACGGAGGGAGAUGGCUGACCUCCGUUUCGUGAUCUGGCGCUGCAUCAACCUAAGGCCGCAGCAGAUGCGGCACGACGACGGCUUCAAGCUCUUCUUGGGCGCUCUGUCCCCCGACUACGUGGAGAGCACCAUGUCCAACGACACCUUCGACAAGAACUUGGACACCCUAUACGGCAAGGUAAACACAAGCGUCGUGGACGACUUGCGGACGUUACGGGAGGAGUGUCUGGGCAUGGGGUAUUCGGGAGCUUUCCUUGGUGCCCAGCUGGAUCUCACGACAGUGGCCGGCGAGGAGUACAUCACCUUCACCGUGUCGUACGUGAAGAAGGGUAGCACGGAUGUUACCCGCGUCGCGCUUGCGUGUCGAGCGUUUCCCGGCACCCACACUGCCGACGACAUCAGACCCUGGAUCGAGGAGUUGAGGUGCUUAUUUCUUCAUUGUGUUCAAUGUGCUGUUCAGGAUGAUGACAUUUUUGGGGCCACGAUUCGGAUGCAAGGGGCCGAGGACACCCACAUCAGCCAGGCGAUCGUCAUCAUUCAUGUGGUGAUGGAGAUGCUAAGGGAGGACAGCCACCCGAUCCGGGCGAAGAAUGCCACCGUCAUGCCGCCCCCACCGGACGGCAUUCCAACGGACGAGAUGGAGGUGACGGACCUUUCCCUGGAGGCGCAGGAGGUGCUAGAGGUGCUGCUGGAAGUGAUGGGAGAGAAGCAGGUGGAGAAGGCUGUGCAGCAGGUGGAGCGUCUAUCCGCGUUGAUGGACCCGAGGCGGAAGUCGCUUAACGGUGAACAACUCGAAAACGGUUCUGCGCAUCUCAGGAAGAGGGCCGAAGAGGACUUGAAGGCCGUCAUCGCCCAGUUCGACGUGCAGCCGUCCGAGCCUGCAUCAGCGCCAGCGCCAGUGCUCAACGUGGACCCGGUGGAACCCGCACCCAAGAGGAAGAAGCUUUCGAGACUUGAGGAACGGCGCGGGGCACGUGUGGCGGCAGCCAGCGGUGUCGGUGCGAGCGGUUCAGUCCAGGCUCAGGGUUCCGCCACGAACCGGCGCGUGCUGAUCGAGCGAGACGUAUUGGUGUACUUGGCGGAGAAGGAACAGGUCGACGUGGAUGAGUUCAAAGUCCUGGGGUCUUGGAGUCGGCGGGGCACUGACAGCGUGUGCGCGACGACUGGCCAAGUCACAUCCCCGACAGAAAUGCCCUACCUAGCGUUCAUCGCUCGGUUGUACCUCGGGAUCGAGGCACUUGGUGGACGAGGCGACAAUCAAGAUACGCCCUUAAAAGAACGGCGCUUCCGUUACGAAGAGGAGGUCUUGGUCGUGAACAUGGACACCCAAAAGGAGGGGAAUCAGAGGUCGAAGAACGGGGGACGAAAGCUGUACUUCGACAAACCUGAUGUCGGCGAGCCACGCUGGGGCGAACGAAACUCACUGAACGUGGAAGAAGUGCUCUUGAGAGAAAGAUAUCGCUCGGGCGGAUGGCUGGGGCUGCACUGCGAGUCCUCCCUCAACAUGUUUCUGAUGGUGCUCUUGCUGUGGGAGGAGGUUUUCGACGAUCGAGUGCAUGCAGCACUUCCGCACGUAAUCACGGCGAGGAAUAUGAAGCAUGCAGGAAAGGACAAGUUUUUCUGCAGCCGGAGAGAAGGCCUGUCGAUACGUUUGCGGACAAUUUCGCGAUCUUCUGAUGAGCAGCUGUGGUUGGACGUCGGGCAGCGCUACGACAGGUUUCCUAAACAGCAGGUGUGGUGCGAUCGGGCGUGGCGAUACUAUCUCGACAACGACCGCGCGAGCAAACGGAGACGCUUCGGAUUCCCGGACGUGGUCCUCUGGCGGCCCAAGAGUGACAAGGGCGCUGCCGAGAGCAGAUCUGGUGGUGGCAGUGGUAGCGGUGAUGAGAAGGGACUCCACUGGGGCUCCAAGACACACUUCGGCCUGGGGUGGGAGGGCUACGGUCAAGGGUGGGAGGUGGUCGAAGUGAAGUCCAAGGACGACACCACCAGCCACGCGCAGAAGGCCUGGCUAAUGGAGCUAGAGAACGCUCGCGUGCCGGCCAUAGUAACUCGGGUGCUGGCGGAGAAGGAGGCCUCGAAAAUGUUAUAAUAUCUUGAUCGUGGAGGAUGGCACUGUAUCCUCAGGGGGUGGUUCGGGGUGGGUAUGGCUUACUAUUCUUGCAUGGCAGAGUUGUUGGCUCUAAAUCCUUACCACUGACGAAAUGUGAAUGGGGUGGAGAUACGCCACCGGCAGCGCAACGUUCAUAGACACGGUCUUGGUAGCCGGAGUGGACUUAAGAUAAUGGUCGUGCCUCGUUAUCAGAGCCGUCAAAUUUCGUUGACCAUUCCUGCAUCCUUGGCAGACAUUCCUGCGUGGUUGUACCCGAGAUGCUGUUGCCGAACGCCUUGCGGGUUGCGCGGUGGGGUUUACGUGGUGACGUUUGAAGUGCGGACGACACUGGCGGGCCUGCUGGCCGUGGUAGGUCUCCCUCACGUUUCGGCUAAACGAGGGAAAUACCGCGGGACCGUAUCUGAGUCGACCGUCGCACAUGCCAGGACGUUUGCGCGAUGUAUGUCCAAUAGUAGACAAAGGACUCAGCACGUUCGUUGAGGAUGUACGGGGUGGGUGCCGAUGGUGGGGCAUGGAUUGAUUGAGCAGAAGUUGCCUUUCGAGCGGCAGUUCUGUACAUAAGAGCCGUUUUCUUACCCCGUGCGAUAUUCUUGUCCUAGUGUCCAGAAGAUAGCAGUCGUGCCCCCUUCGUCUGUUCAAGAAUACCCGUGAGAGCGGUGUCGGGGAUUGUGUGUGAGUUUGGCAUGUGGGCGUUAUGCAUCCUGCGUUC
Ectocarpus sp. CCAP 1310/34 is the source of this 3772-nucleotide messenger RNA. The record is from the annotation of a GenBank genome assembly. Lineage: Eukaryota; Phaeophyceae; Ectocarpales; Ectocarpaceae.